This is a messenger RNA of Westerdykella ornata, 2487 nucleotides long. RefSeq lists its product as uncharacterized. Gene Ontology annotation, biological process: wybutosine biosynthetic process. Bases 29 to 2446 code for a protein of 805 amino acids. Gene Ontology annotation, molecular function: FMN binding; catalytic activity; 4 iron, 4 sulfur cluster binding. The record is from RefSeq and is a predicted model, not a curated record. The transcript is spliced from 2 exons. Lineage: Eukaryota; Fungi; Ascomycota; Dothideomycetes; Pleosporales; Sporormiaceae.
CAGCAACGCAUGCGCAUAUGUAAUAGCCAUGGCCGCAGGAGACUUUUUCGAGCAGCUACCUGCUGAGCUCCUUCUAAUAUGGCACACUCUUCGCAUCCCACUCCUGCUCUCCGCCGCGGCCCUCAUUGCCGUUGCCAGAUACGUCCGGCAUAGAAGCACCGCAAUAAAGAUUGUAAAGAUUGAAUCCCCAACGGAGGAGAAGAAAAUCGAAUUGAGGCCGGAAUGGCUACCAGAGAAUACCACUUUGCUGCCCGGACAACAAAUCGCCACCUCACUUUCCAAAUCCUCCAAACCUAAGAAAGUCCCCAAGAUUGUGCGAGGCCAGAAGAAAUCACCUACCAGAGCGCAGCAGAAGACGGCACCGGUGUUCAAUCAUACUACGGAUAAGAUUCAACCACUCGUCUUCUUCCAGUCGCUAUCCGGGACCACGGAGCGGUAUGCCUCGCAGCUUGCCAAAACCCUGAACGACUGGAUCGCCGACGCCAAACCAGGCGCAUCUAUCCUCGAGCCCCAAGUGCACGACAUUUCCUACAUUGAAUACGACGAUUAUUUCGUCAGCCCACCCAAGUCCGAAGACGGCACCAUCAAGUACUUCUACCUCAUUCUCCUCCCGAGCUACAACAUCGACACGGUGCUGCAGAACUUCCUGGACAAUCUGCAGGAGACGCAUAAUGACUUCAGGAUCGAUACCGCGCCUCUGAGUGGCCUACUCGGAUACUCGGUGUUUGGGUUUGGGGACAAGGAGGGCUGGCCGACGGAAGAGGAGGGAUUCUGCAGUCAGGCCAGAGAGGUCGAUAAGUGGAUGGCUCGAUUGACGGGGAGGAAGAGAGCUUAUCCGCUUGGCAUGGGAGAUGUCAAGGGAGACGCAGAUGCCCGUUUAGAAGAGUGGAGGACUGGCGUCCAGGAAGCUCUUCUUGAAAUCGCCGCAGGACGCGGUCUGGGCGAAGGCGUUCCGGGCAGCGGAGACGCCGUCGAAAGCGACGAAGAAGAUCUCGACUCCGCCGAAGGCAGCGACGUCGAACCCGUCCCCAACAAACCCCAGAAACCCAAAAAGAACACCCAACGCGUCGACGACCUCGAAGACCUCGGCCGGAUGAUGAACUCCACUUCCACCUCGCCCGCCUCCUCCACCUCCUCCCCCAUCCCCAUCGACUUCACCACCUACACCUCCACCCCGUCCAAACCCACCACCUCAACACUCCCUCUCAAAGAAAUGGUCCCCACCUCCUCCCCCACCCACAAAGCCCUCACAAAGCAAGGCUACACAAUCAUCGGCUCGCACUCGGGCGUCAAAAUCUGCCGCUGGACCAAAUCCGCCCUGCGCGGCCGCGGCUCCUGCUACAAAUACUCCUUCUACGGCAUCCAAUCCCACCUGUGCAUGGAAGCCACGCCCUCCCUCUCCUGCUCCAACAAGUGCGUCUUCUGCUGGCGCCACGGCACCAACCCCGUAGGCACGACCUGGCGCUGGGUGACCGACCCGCCGGAAAUGAUCUUCGACGGCAUCACCGCCGCGCACUAUAGGAAAAUCAAAACCAUGAAAGGCGUCCCGGGGGUACGCGCCGAGCGCUUCGCAGAAGCCAUGCGCAUCCGACACUGCGCCCUCAGCCUCGUCGGCGAACCCAUCUUCUACCCGCACAUCAACGCCCUGAUCAACCUCAUGCACAGCCAGCGCAUCUCGACAUUCCUCGUCUGCAACGCCCAGCACCCCGCGCAAUUGCAGUCCUUGGUGCCCGUGACGCAGCUCUACGUCUCCAUCGACGCGUCGGACAAGGAGUCGCUGCGCAAAAUCGACCGCCCCCUCCACAGAGACUUCUGGGACCGCUUCAUCGCUUGCCUCGAUAUCCUGCGCCAGCGCCGCUUCGAGCAGCGCACCGUGUUUCGCCUCACGCUCGUCAAGGGGUUCAAUAUGGCGGAUGAGGUUAGGGGUUAUGCCGAUCUCGUGCAGCGCGCGCUGCCCGGGUUCGUCGAGGUCAAGGGCGUGACGUUUUGCGGGACCAGCACGGCGGGCAGCGCGGGCUUGACCAUGGCGAAUGUGCCCUUUUAUGAAGAGGUGGCCGAGUUUGUGAGGCAGCUGGCUGCGGAGCUGGGGAGGAGGGGGUUGCCGUAUGGCAUUGCGGCGGAGCAUGCGCAUUCUUGUUGUGUGUUGCUGGCUGAUGGCGAGAGGUUCAAGAGGAAUGGGAGGUGGGCAACUAGGAUUGAUUAUGAGAGGUUUUUCGAUUUGUAUGAGGGGAAGGUGCAGGGGAGUAGGAUGCAGGGUGGCAAGGUGGUCGGGUGGAGGCCCGAGGAUUAUAUAGGGGAUGAGACGCCCGAGUGGGCGUUGUGGGAGAAUGGCGGGUUUGAUCCGAGGGAUGUGAGGGUUUGGAGGAAGGGGAAGGGUCCGAAGGCUGUGAAGGAGCAGGGUGAGGCGGAGAAUGAGAGGGACAAGGCUGUUGCGGUGGAGAUAUAAUAGAGGAAAAGUGCUUGAAGUAUAUAUUGAAAGCGAGAAUA